Molecule: messenger RNA, 198 nt
Organism: Colletotrichum orchidophilum
Lineage: Eukaryota; Fungi; Ascomycota; Sordariomycetes; Glomerellales; Glomerellaceae
Exons: 1
Source: RefSeq, a predicted model, not a curated record
AUCAAAAGAAACACCGGCAGAGAAAGCGAGCCUAGUGCGACUUCACCAAGGCACAGCUUUACCACGGUCCUUACCAAGGCACACCAGCAUACCGACACAAUGAUACAAACACGACCGCGGCGGCUCAACCACUACAGUUGCGACGACACUCGACACAACCUGACCAGUGACCGGUCAACCAAGCCCCAAGUAGGGUGA